Messenger RNA from Halteromyces radiatus, 797 nucleotides. RefSeq names its product mitochondrial inner membrane translocase subunit Tim17/Tim22/Tim23/peroxisomal protein PMP24. NCBI's taxonomy places the organism in Eukaryota, Fungi, Mucoromycota, Mucoromycetes, Mucorales, Cunninghamellaceae. Gene Ontology annotation, molecular function: transmembrane protein transporter activity. Gene Ontology annotation, cellular component: TIM23 mitochondrial import inner membrane translocase complex; mitochondrial inner membrane. The record is from RefSeq and is a predicted model, not a curated record. The transcript has 4 exons. Bases 144 to 596 code for a protein of 150 amino acids. Gene Ontology annotation, biological process: protein import into mitochondrial matrix.
UUUUUUUUAUUUUUUUCAUUCUCUCCUCUUCUUGUACUUGUUUAUUUUUCAGUAGUACUUUUGUGUGAAAAGUUACCUUAUACCUUUCAUCACCUUGUCCCUUCCUUCAUUACAAAUUUAUAUAUUAUACUUUUUAUUAUAAAAUGGGUCAUUCUUCUGCAGAUCAUUCUAGGGAUCCUUGUCCUUGGGUUAUCUUGAACGAUUUAGGUGGUGCUUUUGUUAUGGGUGCUGUUGGUGGUGGUAUUUGGCAUUCAGUGAAAGGUGCAAAGAAUUCACCAAGAGGCGAACGUUUAACUGGAGCAGUAUCUGCAAUGAAAGCUAGAGCACCUGUAUUAGGUGGUAACUUUGCUGUAUGGGGUGGUUUAUUCUCAACUUUUGAUUGUGGUCUUAAAGGUAUUCGACAAAAGGAAGAUCCCUGGAAUUCUAUCAUGUCUGGAGCUUUGACUGGUGGUGUAUUAGCUGCUCGUGGUGGUGCUAAAGCUGCUACUAUUUCUGCUGUUGUUGGUGGUGGUUUAUUAGCUUUGAUUGAAGGUAUUGGAAUUGCUAUUUCUAGAUGGACUGCUGAACAAAAUAGACCUGUCAUGCCUCAAAUGUAAAUGUCAUCUUUACUGUAUAUUCUUUCUCUCUCUCACACACACACUCCACUCCCUCUUUUGUCCUUCUCUUAUCCUUUUUGUCAUAAUUUUACAUAGAAUCUUUUUAUUACAAACAAAAAAAACCUCUCUCUUGUUUUGAAUUAUAUAUACUUUUUUUCUUAUAUUCAUCAAUAAAGGAAACAUUUGAUCUGUCUCUUUCAA